Messenger RNA from Paramecium pentaurelia, 1376 nucleotides. NCBI's taxonomy places the organism in Eukaryota, Ciliophora, Oligohymenophorea, Peniculida, Parameciidae. The record is from the annotation of a GenBank genome assembly.
AUGAUAAAUUUAAAAGAAGAAUAACGAAUUGAAAAAAUAAAGUUGGUGAAUAUUUUUGGAUAACAUUUUAAAUAUACACUUAUUCUAUUAAUUAUAAAUACAUUAAUAAGAUCAUAAGGAAGUGAGUCAUUUUAUAUAACAAUUACAUAAUAUUUAACUUUGACGAUAUUUGCUUUUAAUUUUAUUGCUGCUACAUUUUUAGUUUGUUUAGAAAAAGAAUUCCCAAAAUUAGAAUAUUUCCUAAUUUAUACUGUAAAUAUAUUUGUAUUUGUUAUUCUAUUGGUUUAUUCAUUGAAUUACUAUUUAACUAUAUAAGAAAGUGAUCCUACUCUUCAUUUAUACAUUAAAGCCUAUAUGUUAAUAUUAUUAUAAAAGGUAUAUUAUUUAUAUAUUUACAAAUAGGAAAUAGAAAUAUUGAUAAUCAAGAUUUUUCCACUAGAAUUUAUGAAUAGAUUUGUCAAUAGUUUCACAUCAUGUAUUAUAGUAACAUUAAUAUUGUCUCAUUAAGAUGAUUAUGAAUGUCAACAUAAUUACUCAAUGAUAUUAUAAUCUUUGCUCUUAACUAAUCUAUUGACAUCAAUUAUAAAUGUGAUGUUUACAUUGAUUCUAUUUAAUUAGAAUAAAUAAUAAAAAGAAAUUAGAAAUUUUACAAAGUAAAUAUUUAUUUCGAUAAUCAUAGUAUGUUACUAACAGUAUUAUUUAUAAUUCAUAUUGCACAAUAUAUUAUUAUAUUAUUAAAAACUAAAAAUAUAAUGGAUUAAGAAUGUAAAUGUUUAAGAUUUAUUUUUGAAAUCCAAAAUUAUGUUACACCUAUAAAUAUUAUUUGUUUUUUUUCAGUUAUAAUUUAAGAGUUUAAAUAUUUUAAAUAGAAUUUGGAAUAAUAAAAUUAAUUAGAACAGAAUAAUGUAUAAAAAAAAAUAUGUAUAAUUUUUUAAUUUAAUUCAUUUAGUUAGUGUAAACAUUUAAAUUUCAUAAAAUUAAAAAUUACAUAAUAAACAAUCAAUGAAAAGUAUGAGUUCCCUUGUUAAUCCAAUGGAAGCAAGUUCAAAAUAUUUUUAAUAAACACCAAAUUUUAAAAAGUAAAUUUAUAUUUAUAUUUUAGUGAAAAAGUAGAACCAAAAUUACAAAAAUUGGGAACAAGUUAGUUUGGUGAAUCUUAACAUAAUCCAUAAAUGAUAAAUUCAUGGGGGAAUGUUUAGAAUGGCAAACUUUUUUUGUUUUCUAUGAAAGAAUAAAAUGAUAAUAUAGAAAAUUAAAUAAAAGGAAAUAAAUCAGUUGAUGAAAAUUUUAUAAGACAAGAAGAAUCAUAGAUACCAGAGAUAUUCUCUUAAGUGAAUAAUCCUAUGGAAUCUGGAAGUGUAGUUACAAUUCAUUGA